UUUAUUCAAUACCCAUUACCUUAAAUUGCAGAAAAGAAGGAAGAAACAUGGUUACAUUAUAAUUGGAGCAGCAUUUUGUCAACUGGGUUUCAUAUUCAGGAGCCAAAAUGUCCAUCCAGCAACAAAAUACGGAUGCCAACAAUGGUUCUGGGUCAGGAUCUUGCCUUUAUGACCUCUUAUGCGCGGACCCCUCUACGAGCUGGAAUUGCCACCAAAGGGAUGGACAUACGUCUUCUUCUGGUUCAAAGGGAAGGCUGAAGAAUCUAAUGUGUCAAUCAGGAAACGGGAUUUGUGCAGAUUGUGGAUCUUCCGAUCCAAAAUGGGUGUCUCUAAGCCUUGGAGUGUUUAUAUGUAUCAAGUGUUCUGGAGUACAUAGAAGCCUUGGAGUACAUAUAUCAAAGGUUUUGUCAGUAAAUCUAGAUGAAUGGACAGAUGAACAAGUGGAUACUUUGGUAGAUAUGGGUGGAAACGAUGCAGCAAAUUUGAAGUUUGAAGCUUGUAUUCCAGAUAAUUUGAGAAAACCAAAACCAGAUUCCUCUAUAGAGGAGCGCUCCGAUUAUAUUAGGAGGAAAUAUGAGCUGCAUCAAUUUUUGCACUCGGAUGAACUGUUGUCAUGUCCGUAUCCAUAUCCUGGUUUUUGUUCAUCAUCUUCCCGCUGUGGCAACAGUUGUGGUUCAGCCCUGGAUAAGAAACAUUCUGAGAAGCAAACAGCCGGUGGCCACCGGAUCCAUGGUCUUGGGCAAGCCUUUCGGAAUAGCUGGAGAAGGAAGGAGUCAGAGCACAAGGCCACUAAGAAGAGUAACUCAUUGGCAGGUAUGAUCGAAUUUGUCGGGUUGAUAAAGGUCAAUGUGGUCCGAGGUACAAACCUAGCUGUCAGGGACAUAGUGACCAGUGAUCCUUAUGUCAUCCUCUCAUUGGGACACCAAUCAGUGAAGACGCGAGUCAUCAAGAACAACCUCAACCCAGUCUGGAAUGAACAGCUAAUGUUAUCAAUUCCACAAACCAUUCCGCCUUUAAAGAUGCUCGUGUACGACAAGGAUACAUUCAAACCCGAUGAUUUUAUGGGGGAUGCUGAGAUUGACAUUCAGCCCUUGGUCUCUGCUGCCAAAGCCUCUGAGAUUUCCUCAAUCAGGGAACCUAUGCAGCUUGGAAGUUGGGUAGCAAGCAAAGAUAACACUCUGGUACGAGAUGGUAUCAUCACCUUCGUAGACGGGAAAGUAAAACAAGAAAUCUCCCUAAGGCUGCAGAAUGUUGAAAAGGGAACGCUUGACAUCGAGCUUGAAUGUGUUCCCCUCACUCAAUAGCCUGUCAACGGUAACUCUCUACAAAUUCAACCUAUGGAUGUCAAAGUUUCAAGUUCUUCACCUGCUGUAGUCUAGGAACAAAUGGUUAGACCUGCAUAGAGGUUUUUGUUUUGGUCUGUGUGUGUGGAAUAUUUGCUUGCAAUUGUUGUCACCAUUCUUUUGAUUCUUGGGUGGGGAAUUCAUUCAUUGCCCGCCCGAAGGAAAUCAGUUUAUCCAAAUGUAAUUAUUUUUGCCAGCAAGAAUUGUUCAUAACCUUAGACUGUCUCUUGAUUUGUAAGACUUGUUGUAUGUUUGAAAGAAGUGUGACUUAAUUGACAAGUUUUCAUCCAUUUGAGAUA
Molecule: messenger RNA, 1642 nt
Organism: Rhododendron vialii
Lineage: Eukaryota; Viridiplantae; Streptophyta; Magnoliopsida; Ericales; Ericaceae
Product: probable ADP-ribosylation factor GTPase-activating protein AGD11
Exons: 9
Coding region: 108-1304 (398 amino acids)
Molecular function (GO): phospholipid binding; GTPase activator activity
Source: RefSeq, a predicted model, not a curated record